AUGAGCUCGGCGGUCGGAGCAGAGAUCAAGCAUGAGGCAUGGCACCGGCUGCCAACGUGGUUGAAGAAUGACCCUGGUGGACCUGUGGACUUGAUGGACAUCCGGGAUCAGCUUCUCUUGGAGACGUCCAAGAGUGGAGAGCAGUUUUGGAAGUUGGGCACAGAUGCGGUGGUGCUGUCCAGGCCACCAUGGGCAGCAACAGCGACGGAAUUUCAGGACAAGGCCACAAUUGUGAGGUUUCUCUGCAGUCCGGGCGAGUGCGGCCAGCUUUUGAUCAUGGCCGAGGCUGCCGGAUUUCUGAAAGCUCCAAGUGGAUUGGAGCGUUCCACUUUGAUUGCCAGUUCCAAGCUUCAGGAGCAAUUUCUUGGGAGGCUGAGGCCUUGGCUGUCAAAGGAAGAAAACGUGGAUGAGGCCGAUCAGGCCUUGUAUGACCAAUUGGAAUUCUUGCGGCUGCAGCCAGGAAGCCGCGCGUGCAUCUCCGCUGAAAGCAAACAAGAACAGACACAGCUGGUCUUACUUCCACUAAACCGUGCUGGAGCAGAACUGCACUUUGUUCGAAGCGAGGCGUGCAUGCCUUUGGCGAAUGAACAGGGUGCUGCCAUUCUGCUUGCACAUCCAAGCGAGCACUUGGAGGUCUCUGGGGCCUCACAGGGCGUUCUGCACCUUCUUUGUCUUACACUCUCCAGGGCGCAGGAGCCAAAGCAUGCUCCCACCAAUGCCUUUCAAAUUGAUGGCUUGAGCGAGAAGACCAAAACACGGAAUCUCAGAGGUCCCUCCGCGGGUUGUCCAGCUCCAACUUUUGAGAACCCAGGCAGUGACUUUCACAUGGCUCCACCUGCGUUGGUGCCACCGCCUCCCGCAGUGGCGGUCGACCCACCACCAAUGGAUGUGUGGCCAGAAGACCCUGUUUGCCAGCUGGAAAUUGGGGAAACGGUGGAGGCUUUCUGGGAACCAGACAAACAGUAUUUUGCUGGCAGAGUCGCGAAUCUGCACGAUGACGGGGCGGUUUCCGUGGCUUGGCGGGACUGGGACGGUGUGGCACAACUUCCCAACUUCUUGGUUCGUCCAAGGACGAUGCACUGGGACAGUGCUGAUUGACAGUCGGUUGGCAGAACGUCCUGGAUGCCUUCCACCUGCAACCAGCAACGACCCAAGGGAUGGUCAAGAAGAUAUUUUGAGAAGAUUCUGAUUCAAGGAGCAUUUCUCUGCAGCCGAUGCUGGUAGGAAGCUGGCUGAAGCUGAAGCAGACCAGCUCGAGAAACAGUUGCAGGAGCAAAAGCAAGAAGUCGCUGUCCGGACACGAGCCACGGGAGAUCGCAAAGGUUUAAACAAUCUCAUCAGCAAGCAGCUCGCAAUGAACCAUCCAGACUUGCCGUGGUAAAGACUGCAAGCGCAAGUUAAGGUGCAGUACUUGAAAGCAGCAGAGAGCAGACAACCUCCAAAUGUAAUGACAACUUUUCGGGCUGGUGACAGAGUUUGGCAUUCAAGCGACCCUUGCGCAUACCGUCGGUGUCUGACAACUCCCAUGAUGAAUGUGACGGCUGCAAGAAUCAGUUGCAGCUGCAGGCAUCCACUCGGUUAUCUUAGAUGGCAGCCCGAUCCUGGGAUUGCAGAGUCCCUCUUGGCCAAGAGCAAAAGAAGCCUUGGAGGACGGCGAAGCGACCUUCGUCCCCCACUUGGGUCAGAAUGCGAGGGAUGAGGUGGGGGAGGACAAAGCGUUGAAGAAAAGAUUGCAAGCACUCGGGGAAGUCAGAGGCUUGGCCAAGGGGCCAUGCAUGUUUUUCGUCUCCAAGGAUUGCAAGCUUUCGGUAUGACAACCAACAAAAGGGCUACGAGAGGGCGGCAUAUUUGGCACUGGCUGUGACUGUGACAACAGUCCUAAGCGGGUGGGAGCCUAGAGGCACAGACAUCUGCAAUCUGAAGCCGCAGGUCGAGAGAGCGAUGUCGCGUGGCAUUGGAGCGAGGGAGAAUGCUCGAAUAAAGAGUGAGUUGAUGGAGAUCCGGCAUGAAUCCCAGGGCGUGAUUUGCCCGGAAGCGAAGAAAUCUGAAGCAUUCGUUCCCUGUGGGCAUUUGCGUGUGAAAAUCAUAUUGUGAUUGCCUGGUGCAAAAAGCAAGGCCAGUUGUGCAAUGCGCCCGACUUGCCGCCGAGACGUUCGAUCUACAAUGCGAGUUUAUCUUGGGUCUGAAGCCAUUGCGUGAGACUCAUGAGAUGGGAACUGGGAAAAAAGAUAGCCAGCUCGAGCAGUACUUUUGGUGACAUGGGAGAGAUUUUCCGCUCCAGUGCCUGAGCGUUGAGAACAUCUGUGGUUGAGCUUCCGUUGCCGAACUGUUCAGAAUUGUGGAGUUCGAGCAAAGUCGCCUGGUCACUCUUGAAGAAAUGGGAGCCGACCGGCUAUGUUGAUGUUUUUACCAAGCUCAGGGCACUGGAACAAAGAGGACUUUGAGAAGGUCUUGGAUCUCUUAGUGUGUGACCUAGGUGCCUUAGCCAAGCUCUUCCAGCUGCGUACACCGGUAGCCAUGAAACAUGCACGCCCAUCCAGUCGCACGGUGCACCGGUAGCCUGUUGGAGCCGGACAAGGCUGUCCUGAUGACACCGGAAGUGACUGCCACAACCUCCACUACAGCACUACAGCACUACAGUACAGCACUGUAGCCUGCCUGGGGAGCACAUCUCCCGUCUUUAUGGCACCUUCGACCAGUGGACCCACGUGUCAUGCAACUUCAACUUCGAGACGAAAAUGAGAGAGUCCGUCACGACUUCGCUGAGACAUCCACAAAUUCGAAAUGAUGGAGCACGAUGUCAUAGCAGGGCAGUUGUUCUGCACGUCUUUGCGGAAGCCUUGUCAAAGGCAGGACCGCAGGAGUGGCUUGAUGCAUCUUGAUGCUAUUUGAUGCUUACAAAAUCUUACAAAGGUACGGAACGGUCGUAGGAUGCCAGGAGUGGUUCAGUCGUUCAGCUGCCUGACUCACAACAGCUGAGCUCUCCUGGGAUUUCACCAAGGAAGCCUAAGGAUCCUAAGGGGGCAAAA
This is a messenger RNA of Cladocopium goreaui, 3029 nucleotides long. NCBI's taxonomy places the organism in Eukaryota, Dinophyceae, Suessiales, Symbiodiniaceae. The record is from the annotation of a GenBank genome assembly.